Aspergillus mulundensis is the source of this 1143-nucleotide messenger RNA. Its product is annotated as LysM peptidoglycan-binding domain-containing protein. The transcript is spliced from 3 exons. NCBI's taxonomy places the organism in Eukaryota, Fungi, Ascomycota, Eurotiomycetes, Eurotiales, Aspergillaceae. The record is from RefSeq and is a predicted model, not a curated record. The coding region runs from base 1 to 1143 and encodes 380 amino acids.
AUGCGCUGGAACCCAUCUGUCUCUGAAGGCUGCGCGGGCAUGCAGGCAGGAAACUCGUACUGCGUUGAGGCCUUUGGGGAGCCCGACCCGGGUGAGAUCACGUCCACCACGACCACUGUCCCCGUCACCACCACGACAACCAAGACAAGUACCUCAACUACGACCACGACCGGCGGUGCCCCCGGCGCCACUCAAUCCGGCCAGAUCACAACAUGCAACCGCUGGGACCUCGUCCAGCCCGGCGAUACCUGCUCCGUCUACCUCGACAAGUACCCCGGCCUUACCCUUGCAAAGCUGGUUGAGUGGAACCCGGCCAUUGGAUCCCAGUGCCAGUCUCUCUGGGUUGAUACCUACCUCUGCACCGGCGUAGAAGGCUACACCGCACCAACGACUACCACCACGGCCGCUCCAACAACCACCGCCCCCAGCAACGGCGUCACCACGCCCUCACCCAUCCAACCGGGCAUGACGACCUCGUGCGCCUCCUUCCACGAAGUCCAAUCCGGCGACACCUGCGCCUCGAUCGCCCAGAGCAACGGGAUCUCCCUCUCGCAGUUCAACGCCUGGAACACCGGCGUCGGCAGCGGCUGCUCGUCCCUCUGGCUGGGAUACUACGUCUGCGUGUCCGAGAUCGGGGCCACGACGACGACCAAGGCACCCAGCACAACAACCAACCCAGGCAACGGCAUCGCAACACCCACCCCCACACUCCCGGGCAUGGUCUCCACCUGCGACGCGUUCUACCUCGUCUCCGAAGGCGACACGUGCGCGGGCAUCACGAAGAAGAAGGGCCUCAGCCUGUCGCAGCUGUACAAAUGGAACACUGCAUUGGAUUCAACCUGCUCGGGGCUGUGGACGGGGUACUAUGUCUGUGUUUCUGUGCAGGGGGUGAACCCGACCACCACGACGAAAGCCACGACAACCACCACAAAGCCAGGGAAUGAGAUUGCGACGCCGACGCCAAUCCAGCCGGGGAUGACGGCCUCGUGCAAGAAGUUCCACAAGGUUGUUUCGGGCGACCAGUGCGGGACGAUUGCGAAGAAGGCCGGGAUCUCGCUGGCCAACUUUAACAAGUGGAAUCCCGGCGUCGGCAGCUCGUGUGCGUCGUUGUGGUUGGGGUAUUAUGUUUGUAUCGGGGUGUAG